AUGAUCUUUCAACGCUGCACGCAGAACGUGUCCUCCUCGCCUCGUCCACCUGCGAUUGAGAAUAAAACGAGCCCUUUAGAUGUAGCUGUUAAUUCUCCGGACGUGGCGUUGCCUUCACAACCCCAGCCAGGGCCAGAUUUUCCGCGUCAAAGUGUAGAAAGCUGUGAUUCAACAGAUCAGGAUGUUUUCUUAUGUCCCGAUCGUCUAAAACUUUACGCGAGGACAGCUCAUCUAUAUGAUAAAACGCGCUUCGAACUCUGGCACAGACGGUUGGACCUACAGCUUCUCUUUGCUGGGAUAUUCUCCGCAAUUAUUUUACCUUUGAUUGCAGAGACCUAUCCUUUCCUGUCCGAGCCUGGCCCACCCGCAUAUGCAAUACGCAUCAACGCUUUUCUUUCGAUCUCUUUGGUAAUCAGCGUAAUGACUGCAGUGUUCUCUUUGCACUGCAAGCAGUGGAUGGACGGAUAUGAUGUCGACCUUCUUCCUCGCUCCGAAGCCUCCGAUGACAUUAAAACUUUGGCUCACGCUUGCAGAAUACAUCAGUAUCGCUUUCAAGCCCUUGCACGGUAUCAUUUUCCGUCCAUUGUCGGUUUGGGAGCUAUGUUCAUCUAUAUCUCCAUUGCCUUUUUUUCUGUGGCUUUGGUCGACUUUUUCUGGCAUCUGUACAGUCCCAUUGGGAUCAUGCUUGCUGGCCUCAUCGGGAUGACGAUCUCGUUGCAUAUCCUCACGAGUCUCCAGCCCUGCAUCUCAUCGGACUCACCUUUCAAGUCACCAUUAUCCUAUCUCCUGGUGAACCUUUGGCUCGGGGCCCUCGAUGGCCAACUGGCAACGAACGGGAGAUCCGAGCGUCGGGAAAACAUGGACGUGGAAGGCAUGAAGCAUCGUUUGGAUGAUGCGAUAGCUCGCUGGUCGACUUCUGACGCUCUAAAGCGUCCCAUGGGAUAUCCGUAAAUGCUUUCUUUUGGUACAAAUGGCCGAGGUAGCUCCGAGCCGAAGUUUACAAUCUAAUAUGUACAUCUAUUGGCUAUUGGUAAAGGAUGUCAUUUUUGACGGCAUCCAAGGUGGAGUACAGCGGAUAGACCACGAAAGGUUCACUAUAUUCAUUUGUGAUGAAUGUCUUGUAUACAUAAUGUAUGUGCUGAUAACGAUAUGGAUCUGUUCUAUAAGUGUC
Molecule: messenger RNA, 1171 nt
Organism: Desarmillaria tabescens
Lineage: Eukaryota; Fungi; Basidiomycota; Agaricomycetes; Agaricales; Physalacriaceae
Exons: 6
Coding region: 1-951 (316 amino acids)
Source: RefSeq, a predicted model, not a curated record